Talaromyces marneffei is the source of this 1953-nucleotide messenger RNA. RefSeq lists its product as uncharacterized. The record is from RefSeq and is a predicted model, not a curated record. Gene Ontology annotation, molecular function: zinc ion binding; DNA-binding transcription factor activity, RNA polymerase II-specific; transcription cis-regulatory region binding. Gene Ontology annotation, biological process: positive regulation of transcription by RNA polymerase II. Bases 1 to 1953 code for a protein of 650 amino acids. The transcript is spliced from 3 exons. Lineage: Eukaryota; Fungi; Ascomycota; Eurotiomycetes; Eurotiales; Trichocomaceae. Gene Ontology annotation, cellular component: nucleus.
AUGUUGGCCAUGCACAGUCAUCAGUCCUCGGUGCAGAAUCUAUCUCCCGUUGUAAAAAAUCCUUCAGCUGCCACUUCCUCUGUCACAAGUGGAGCCGGUCCGUUCCGUUGCGCGCCAACAACUUCUUCGCUGGGUCUAUACUCUCACGUCCCACGGUCUGGGAGCGCCAUCGAGAGUCCCUCCUCGUCCGACGACAGCCAGUCGCACAGUCUGAACGAUGAUACCUCCGACGAGCUUAUGAUUGACUGGCAUCAUCAGGACGACCACCGUCUCCUUCCGUCCGCGAAUGCCUACAGAAUGCGCCGCGAAUCCGAUCAAACGUCCCCCUCGUCUGCCACGUCCGUGACCUUUGCCAGCACCGAUCUCCACCCCAAUAAUGUCUCCGAUACCAUCGACCCCAAUUCGCCUGAUGCGCUCGCCCCGAAGAUAGAGGAGUUGGAUGACGACGGGGAGGUUUUAUUGGAUCUCAAGCCCGGCGACGACCGUCCCGGCGACGAUAUUUCUACAACCGCUGUUGCCAGUCUACCACGAAAGCGAGGUCGACCACGCAAGCACCCCUUACCCAUGCCCGGUGGUCAGAUGAAAGUCGCCAAAGGCCGUUCAAAGACCGGUUGUAUUACCUGUCGGAGGAGGAAGAAGAAAUGCGACGAGACAAAACCGGCCUGCCUGAACUGUCAGAAGAAUGCCGUUGUUUGCGAAGGUUAUCCUCCGAAGGAAAUCUGGAAGAGCGGGAAACAGAAAAUGGCAGAUGCGGUCCGACGAAGUUCUAUUUCACUGUUGUUACCACGCGGACUCCCUAUCCUGAUUGAUGGAAUUGAAACGGACGUUGACCGUCGAUUCCUCGACCAUUUCGUCUUCGAUUUCAGUCGAGUGCUCACCCUAAUUAACGACGACUCUAACCCGUUCAAAGAGAUUCUACUUCCCAUGGCCACUCAACAUCGAGGUUUGAUGCAUUCUUUAAUGUGUUUGUCAGGUUCCCAUCUAUCAGCGCGAGACCCCGAACCCCGUUUCAAAGAAAGAAAACACUACCAUUUCGACCGAGCCAUCACCGACCUGCGGGAUAGCAUUAAUGCCGCUCCCGUGGUGGAAGAUCCUGAGGAGCCGCAGUUAUUAGUGGAGGAUCCGAUCAUUGCUUCAACACUUGCUUUGUGCUUGAACACCAUCUGCGAGGGAGAGACUAGCGGAGAGUAUCGAUCUCAUAUGGAUGCUGCCCGCUAUCUCUUACUCAAUCAGAAGCCGAAGAACGAAAAGUUUCGACAGUUCAUUAUCGAAUUCUUUCAAUACCAUGAUGUAUCGAAUUCGUUGACUUCUCUGGACAGACGACCAGUGCAGCUCACUGGCGAUCUUCGACUUCCGGACUUUGUACCUCACGCACAGGCGGGAACGUUCCUUGGUAUUUUCGAUGGCUUGUUCAACUAUAUUUCCGAAAUCACUAGGCUAAGGGAUCGCAUUCGAGUACGCCAUAGCGAAGGGUUCGAACCGGCCGUUGACUAUCAGAUUCUCAGUGAAGCAGUUACCAUCGAUUCCGCUCUACGGUUCUGGGAGCCAUCGUAUGCUCCUGAAACUCCGAAUUGGUACGCCUCGCAACUGUACCGACAGUCGACAUGGGUAUACCUGUACCGAACCAUCAGGCCAUCACGUUCUAGCGAGAAGAUUUCCCAGGUUGUCGACGAUGCCUUGAAGUACCUAGAUCUACUUCCCCAGGACGCAGGAGCAUAUAGCAUUAUGCUCAUGCCGCUGUUCCUCAUUGGAUGCUCUGCAUUCUUGCCCCGUCAACGCGAGAGGAUCAAGCAAGGCUUCGAUGCGCUGAAAGAGUACUCCAGUCUGCGAAACAUCGAGCCAGCUCUCAGAGUCGUCGAACGGGUCUGGGAAGUUAUGGAUACGAAGAUGGAGGAAAGCUGGGACUGGGAGAAGAUCAUUGAAGAGAUGCAGAUGGACUUUUUGAUUACUUGA